AUGUUAGAGAGUUUGGGGACAUUAGCAACAACAUGUGAUGACGACAAUUUGGUGCUCAAGAUUGUCGGUGUAGCCACUUUGAUCAAUGACAUGGAGCAGACCAAAAUGGAGGCAAUCGAUGAUCACAGACUUUGUGAGUUAGAAUCGUUGGUACAAAAUCUCUGCACAAACGGCAACAACGUGGAGAGCGAAAUUUCAAGCUUGCAUUCAAAAGCACUUGAAUCAUACAACGCUUUCGUACGGUGGGGACGCUUGGAAGAUUUGGAACAAGCUAUCGCAAGCUUGCAAAAACUCAACUCCCUCACUCCAGACGGACACCCGAAUAAGCCAGGUGGCCUCAGCAACCUCGGAAAUGCACUUCAUAAACGCUUUGAACGAUUCGGUGAGAUGGCUGACCUCGAGGACGCGAUCUCAAGCAGCCGUUUGGCCGUCUCUCUCACCCCAGAUGAGGACCCAAACAAGCCAGUUUGCCUCCAAAACCUCGGAAAUGCACUCCUAGCACGCUUCAACCGACUUGGAGAGCUGGCUGACCUCGAGGACGCGAUCUUAACCAACCGUUUGGCCAUCUCUCUGACCCCAAAUGGGCACCCAAGCAAGCCAGCUCACCUACACAACCUCGGAAACGCACUUCGAGCACGGUUCAACCGACUCGGCGGGUUGGUUGACCUUGAAGCCGCAAUCUCAAGCCAUCGUUCGGCUGUCGCUCUCACCCCAGAUGGAGACCCAGAUAAGCCACCUCGCCUCAGCAAUCUCGGAACUGCGCUUCUGAAACGCUUCGACCGACUUGGCGAGCUGACUGACCUCGAGGAUGCGAUCUCAAGCAGCCGUUUGGCCGUCUCUCUCACCCCAGAUGAGCACCGAAACAAGCCAGGUUGCCUCCACAACCUCGGAAAUGCACUCCUAACACGCUUCAACCGACUUGGCGAGCUGGCUGACCUCGAAGACGCGAUCUCAACCAACCGUUUGGCCAUCUCUCUGACCCCAAAUGGACAUCCAAUCAAGCCAGGCUGCCUCCACAACCUCGGAAAUGCUCUUAUUGAGCGCUUUAAUCGACUUGGAAAGCUGGCUGACCUCGAGAACGCGAUCUCAAGUCACCGUUUUGCCUUCUCUCUCACCCCAGAUGGACACCCAGACAAACCAAUACACCUCUAUGACCUCGUAGAUUCACUUCGUACACGCUUUGACCGACUUGGCGACCUAGCUGACCUCGACGACGCGAUCUCAUACAACCGUUUGGUCAUCUCUCUCACUCCUGAUGGACACCCAGACAAGCCAGGUCGCCUCAACAGCCUCGGAAUUUCUCUUCAGAUACGUUUUGACCGACUUGGCGGGCUGGCUGAUCUCGAGGACGCAAUAUCAAGCAACCGUUUGGCCGUCUCUCUCACCCCAGGUGAACACCCGGAGAGAUUGGGUAGUCUUUUCAACUUGGCAAAGGCACUCCACAGACGCUUUCGACUGCGUGGUGAUCGUAGCGAUAUCUUAGAUGCCUUAUCACUUGCCAAACAGUCCACACACGUCAUCUCCGCCCCUUCUUUUCACCGGCUUAGGAGUGCUGUUUUAUGGGCACAAUACUGCAUUUCAUUAUCAACCACCUCCCUUCCAGCUUUCGAAUGCGCUGUUAGCCUCCUUCCUCGUGUUGCUUGGCUUGGUGUCUCUGUGCAAGACCAAUACACUGCACUAGCCAACGUAAGCAAGUAUACCAGAGACGCCGUGUCUGCCGCAAUCCUUGAAGGAGAUCUUACAAGGGCGUUGGAAUGGGCAGAGCAAGGAAGGUCGAUCGUAUGGCAGAACCUUCUUAGUCUUCGGUUGCUGCCAGACAAAUUUACACAUCAGUAUCCAGAACUUUCCGAGGCCUUCACAAGACUCCAGACUGUUUCUAGACAGCUGGAAGAUACAACAGAGACCAAUACACAAUUCGGUGGAUUACGGCCGGCGCACUGGUCAGACAAUCGGAUGAGGCUGGCAAGGGAGCGCGAUGAAAUAAUCGAUAGGAUUAGAAGCACUCCGGGUAACGAAACCUUUAUGAAACCCAACACCCUUCAACACCUUGCCCCAGCGGCACGGGAUGGCCCGGUCGUAUUCCUCAACCUUGGCUUAAAAUGCGAUGCCCUUGUCCUUCUUAAUGAUGAUAAGGGUGCCGGCCAUGUUGUGGAUAUACCUCUGGAGCACGUUACUCUUAAAAAAGCGGAGCAGCUGUCACAGAGAUUCGUGCAGCUGCUUUGCGAUGUUGGCAUUUCUAUGAGAGAUUACAGAAGGUUUCGUCGUGGAGGGGCGAAGGGGGACACAGAAGCGUGUUUCAAGGACAUUCUUCACAUUCUAUGGACCGACUAUGUUCAACCGAUUGUCCACGGAUUGGGAUAUUCCGUUGUCGAUGAGAAAAGGCCACCCCGUCUAUGGUGGUGCACGACAGGUCCCCUUGCCUUCCUCCCUCUACAUGCCGCGGGAUUGUACGACGCAUCAACAGAGGUUGGCAAUAAGCUCUCCGACUAUGUGGUUUCAUCAUAUACCCCAUCUAUUGCCGCGCUACUUGAUCAAUCACGUCUAGCUCCACCUGAAAGUCCCAAAUUACUCACCGUCGCGGUGUCAAACACGCCAGGGAUGGCUCUCCCGAGCACGCUACAGGAGGUCGAGAACCUCACCCGUCUUGCAGCAAACAUGCAAACAGUCAGCCUAAAAAAUGAAGAAGCGACAAAGAGCCGGGUGUUGGAAGAGCUACCAAGAUGUGACUGGGCUCACCUUGCUUGCCACGGCGUCCAAGUUGGUGGGGAGCCGAUGUCGAGUGGGCUUAUCCUUGACAAUGCGGAAAAACUCGAGCUCUCCGAGAUCAUCAAGAAGAAGCUUCCACAUGCCGAUUUUGUUUUCUUAUCUGCAUGCGAGACUGCAAUGGGAGAUAAGGGAGUUCCAGAGGAGUCGGCACAUCUUGCAGCUGGAAUGCUAUUUGCAGGCUUCCGAGGAGCGGUGGCAACAAUGUGGUCGAUUAAAGAUAGCAUUGCUCCUUGCGUCGCCAAAGAUGUCUAUCGGUAUAUGCUCAAAGAUGGGAAAGCAGACCGGGAAGAGGCCGUUUAUGGGUUGCAUGAAGCCGUGCGGAAGCUACGAGAAAGCGGAGAACGAUUUGAUUCCUGGCUUCCUUUCAUCCAUAUUGGUCGCUAG
Serendipita indica DSM 11827 is the source of this 3150-nucleotide messenger RNA. Lineage: Eukaryota; Fungi; Basidiomycota; Agaricomycetes; Sebacinales; Serendipitaceae. The record is from the annotation of a GenBank genome assembly.